This is a messenger RNA of Pieris macdunnoughi, 1359 nucleotides long. NCBI's taxonomy places the organism in Eukaryota, Metazoa, Arthropoda, Insecta, Lepidoptera, Pieridae. The record is from the annotation of a GenBank genome assembly.
AUGCGUGAAAUCGUGCACGUUCAAGCCGGCCAGUGCGGAAAUCAAAUUGGAUCUAAAUUUUGGGAAGUCAUCUCCCGUGAACACGCAAUUGGUCCAGAUGGAAUGUACCAUGGGACGCAUCACAUUCUCAAAGACCGUCUGAAUGUAUACUACAAUGAGGCAUCAAGUGGCAAGUACGUCCCUCGCGCUGUGCUGGUUGACCUGGAGCCAGGUACCAUGGACUCUGUCCGUUCCGGGCCUUACGGACAGCUAUUCCGACCGGACAACUUUGUCUUUGGUCAGAGUGGGGCAGGUAACAACUGGGCCAAAGGACACUAUACAGAAGGCGCUGAAUUGGUCGAUUCUGUGCUUGAUGUCAUCAGGAAGGAAGCUGAAGGAUGCGACUGUCUCCAAGGUUUCCAGCUCGCCCACUCGUUGGGUGGAGGAACUGGCUCUGGUAUGGGAACUCUACUCCUCAGCAAGAUACGAGAGGAAUUCCCUGAUAGGAUCAUGACCACCUUCAGUGUUGUACCAUCGCCAAAGGUAUCCGAAGUGGUCCUAGAGCCAUACAAUGCGACACUCUCCGUACACCAACUGGUUGAAAACACGGAUAUGACGUUCUGUAUCGACAAUGAAGCUCUCUACAACAUCUGCUUCAGGACUUUGAGAUUGAGCAGUCCGACGUAUGGAGAUCUCAAUCAUUUGAUAUCGUACACAAUGUCGGGUGUGACUACAAGUCUUCGUUUCCCGGGUCAAUUGAACGCUGAUUUGCGCAAAUUGGCUGUCAAUAUGGUUCCAUUCCCGCGACUUCACUUCUUCAUGCCGGGCUUCGCACCCCUCACAGCGAGGAAUGCAUUCAACUUCAGAGCGCAAAACGUUGCGGAACUAUUGUCGCAGAUGUUCAACCCGGGCAAUAUGAUGACAGCGUGUGACCCUCGUCACGGUCGUUAUCUGACAGUGGCCACCAUGUUCAGAGGUAUCAUGUCCAUGAGGGAGGUGGAUGAACAGAUUCUGGCCAUUCAGAAUAAGAACUCCAGUUACUUCGUAGAAUGGAUUCCCAACAAUAUGAAAGUAUCAGUUUGUGACGUACCACCAGAGGGAUUAAAGAUGGCCGCCACCUUCAUAGGAAACACUACAGCCAUUCAAGAGGUAUUCAAACGAAUCUUGGAGCAGUUCACUGCUAUGUUCAGAAGACGGGCCUUCCUCCAUUGGUACACGGGCGAGGGUAUGGACGAGAUGGAGUUCACCGAGGCAUCCAGCAACAUGUUCGAUUUAAUAUCCGAAUAUCAGCAGUACCAGGUCGCUGAAAUAGAUGACGAGGAAUUGGAGUUGGAAGACGAAGAAAUCGACACCGACAUACCGGUCCAGUUGGAUCAUUAA